Messenger RNA from Entrophospora sp. SA101, 330 nucleotides. The record is from the annotation of a GenBank genome assembly. NCBI's taxonomy places the organism in Eukaryota, Fungi, Glomeromycota, Glomeromycetes, Entrophosporales, Entrophosporaceae.
AUGAAAAAUAGUUUACAGAAAAGAGAAGAUCCAUUCUGGGGUACACCCAACCCUAACCCAAAAAACCAAUUAUCCAACAAUUCCAAAAACUCUAACUAUCAAUCAACAUCCAAGAUCUAUCAAGAUAAUCAAAUAGAUACAAACAAAAAUUCUGAAGAUACUAACAUAGAUAAUACAAUAUCAUCAGAAAUUACUGAUGAUUUAAUGUCAGAUAAUGAAACAAUUGAAGACAGUACCUCUAGCAUAGACACAAAUCAAGAAGAAACAGAUCACAAUCUAGUAAUAAUUCAACUGGAUCUUUUCAACAAAUUAAUUGAAAAUGGAGAAUAG